Molecule: messenger RNA, 996 nt
Organism: Australozyma saopauloensis
Lineage: Eukaryota; Fungi; Ascomycota; Pichiomycetes; Serinales; Metschnikowiaceae
Gene: MEU1
Product: S-methyl-5-thioadenosine phosphorylase
Exons: 1
Coding region: 1-996 (331 amino acids)
Biological process (GO): nucleoside metabolic process
Cellular component (GO): cytosol
Molecular function (GO): S-methyl-5-thioadenosine phosphorylase activity
Source: RefSeq, a predicted model, not a curated record
AUGUCCCACGAAAAAACCGACUUGGCAUCGUUGCCUCACACCUUCAGCAAGCCUGUCCAUUUGGCUGUCAUUGGAGGCACAGGUCUCUACGAAUUGCCAAAUCUCAAGCCCGUUGCACGUCUCACAGUAUCAACUCCAUGGGGAUUUCCAUCUGCUCCAAUUACCAUUGCAGAGACACAAAGUGGUGAAGCAGUGGCUUUCUUGGCCCGUCAUGGCCCCCACCAUGACUUGCUCCCAACCGAUGUUCCCCUGAGAGCCAACAUCGCUGCUUUGAAGAAGGUUGGUGUGAAGGCUAUCAUUGCAUUCUCUGCAGUGGGCUCUUUGCAACAAGAGAUUCGUCCUCGUGACUUCGUUGUUCCUACGCAAAUCAUCGACAGAACCAAGGGCAUCAGACCUUCCACUUUCUUUGAGAAAGGUUUCGUUGCCCAUGCCAUGUUUGGCGAGCCCUUCGACUUGAAGCUCAACAAAAUCAUUGCAGACUCUAUCCCCACAAAGGGUUUCUUAGAGGCUCAUGAUACCGAUGUCGAGCCAAUUUUGCACACGAAGCAACACACUUCCAAUGGUGAGGACUUGACCGUUAUUUGCAUGGAGGGUCCACAAUUCAGUACCAGAGCCGAGUCCAAGAUGUACCGCAGUUGGGGUGGAUCUGUUAUUAACAUGUCUGUUUUGCCAGAAGCCAAAUUGGCCAGAGAGGCUGAGAUUGCUUAUCAGAUGAUCUGUAUGUCUACCGACUACGACUCGUGGAACGAGAGUGAGGAGCCAGUUACUGUUGAGACGGUGGUUGGAAAUUUGAAGGCUAACUCCUCCAAUGCCCUCAAAGUUGCAAGCAAGCUUAUCGAGGUUGUUUCCGAGGACUUGCGCACUGGAAAGCUGGGAUUGGGCUCUGAUUUGGAAGGCUCGAUGAAAUAUUCAGUUAGCACAAGUCCACAUGGUGUGAAAAAGGAAUUGUUGGAGAAGAUGCACUUCCUUUUCCCAGGUUACUGGCCAAUUCAAUAG